Molecule: messenger RNA, 2409 nt
Organism: Cercocebus atys (sooty mangabey)
Lineage: Eukaryota; Metazoa; Chordata; Mammalia; Primates; Cercopithecidae
Gene: RAD51D
Product: RAD51 paralog D
Exons: 10
Coding region: 250-1236 (328 amino acids)
Biological process (GO): DNA strand invasion; telomere maintenance; reciprocal meiotic recombination
Cellular component (GO): centrosome; replication fork; Rad51B-Rad51C-Rad51D-XRCC2 complex
Molecular function (GO): single-stranded DNA binding; ATP hydrolysis activity; four-way junction DNA binding
Source: RefSeq, a predicted model, not a curated record
CCCGGAAGCGGCAGCGCGGCGCGACCGGGCUGGCGGGCUCUGGGAGCGGGAAUCCCGGCGGAUCCCGGGAGGGCGGAUAACCCCCAGCCCUACCCUUGGUGCCGCCUCCUCCUCCCUCCUUCCUCCUCCUGCAGCCAGCGCGCCUGUGUCCCCUCUAGGAAGGGGUGGAAGAGGGGCGUCUGGAGAGGACCCCGCGAAUGCCCACGUGACUGGCAAUCCUCCUUGGGGCUGUUCCGGCCUGCAGGGAACAUGGGCGUACUCAGAGUCGGACUGUGCCCUGGCCUCACCCAGGAGAUGAUCCAACUUCUCAGGAGCCGCAGGAUCAAGACAGUGGUGGACCUGGUUUCUGCAGACCUGGAGGAGGUAGCUCAGAAAUGCGGCUUGUCUUACAAGGCCCUGGUUGCCCUGAGGCGGGUGCUGCUGGCUCAGUUCUCAGCUUUCCCCUUGAAUGGCGCUGAUCUCUAUGAGGAACUGAAGACCUCCACUGCCAUCCUGUCCACCGGCAUUGGCAGCCUGGACAAACUGCUUGAUGCUGGUCUUUAUACUGGAGAAGUGACUGAAAUUGUAGGAGGCCCAGGUAGCGGCAAAACUCAGGUAUGUCUAUGUGUGGCAGCAAAUGUGGCCCAUGGCCUGCAGCAAAACAUCCUAUAUGUAGAUUCUAAUGGAGGGCUGACAGCUUCCCGCCUUCUCCAGCUGCUUCAGACUAAAACCCAGGAUGAGGAGGAACAGGCAGAAGCUCUCCAGAGGAUCCAGGUGGUGCAUGCGUUUGACAUCUUCCAGAUGCUGGAUGUGCUGCAGGAGCUCCGAGGCACUGUGGCCCAGCAGGUGACUGGUUCUUCAGGAACUAUGAAGGUGGUGGUGGUGGACUCGGUCACUGCGGUGGUCUCCCCACUUCUGGGAGGUCAGCAGAGGGAAGGCUUGGCCUUGAUGAUGCAGCUGGCCCGAGAGCUGAAGACCCUGGCCCGGGACCUUGGCAUGGCAGUGGUGGUGACCAACCACAUAACUCGAGACAGGGACAGCGGGAGGCUAAAACCUGCCCUUGGACGCUCCUGGAGCUUUGUGCCCAGCACUCGCAUUCUCCUGGACACCAUUGAGGGAGCAGGAGCAUCAGCUGGCCGGCGCAUGGCGUGUCUAACCAAAUCUCCCCGACAGCCAACAGGUUUCCAGGAGAUGGUAGACAUUGGGACCUGGGGGACCUCAGAGCAGAGCGCCACAUUACAGGAUGAUCAGACAUGACCCGUGCUGUUGUUUGGGAAACAGGGGAGCAUUAGGGACCCCUCCCAACUUUUCUUCCCAGUGCCUACUGUUUACUGCCACCUGGCACUGGUGACUACAGAAGUUCUCAGGCUGGUCAGAAAAGACAUCUUGGGUUCCUUGGCCUCACUCUCUGUAAGCAUAUAAACCACAGGCGAAAGAGGAUGCUGCAGUGUGAGGACCCAGAAAUUCAUACUGGUGCCAUAUUUCCUUCCCUUAUUUCUGACGUGUAUGUUUCCAGUGGAAACGAAGUUCACCCUGGCUGGGAGCAUCUCGGAAGAGGCAUGCUGGCGACUGGAUGGAUAACCCUGUGCAUCCCCAUUGUGUCCUGUGCUCCCUCCUAGCACAGUGGCGAAGCCGGGAAAGCCUCUAACUUGCCUUUGCUGCUGCUGCUUUUUUUAUUGUCUCUGCCUUUCCAUUUGUUAAAUGGGGGCCCACUCUUCCUUAGCUCUGUCUCUGAGUUACUGAGUGGAAAUAAGCUUAUAAAUGAAAUACUCUUCCUUAUCUCUGUUUUGCUCUUAAAAAUAUAAAAAGGCAAUUCCCCAAGCCCCAGAGCCACCUGAUUUUCCCUUAGAAGGUUGUUUUUCAGUUUCCCCCCAGUGAGGCCCAAAGAACAGUUUACUCCUCCUUUCCUCUUGCUGAUUUGGUUUCAGACCUGCAUGCCUCACCGUGACUAGCUGAGAACGUGUGGGCUCGCUGCAGUCCCAGGGAUAUAAUUUAACAGAAAGGGAGGAUAUGACCUGCACCACUCCCUGGUGAAUCCGGCCACUCGUUUAAUAUGCAUGGUGCCCUGUGGGGCCCCUCCACAGUACAGCAUAACCAGAGGUGCUGAACCAUGGGGUUCAGAGGUGCCUUGCCCAUAAACAGGCAGAGGAGAAUUUGCACAGUAAAUAGAGCCAGCUGGGAAAAUUGAUGCUGACGUAAAUAAUACAUGGCAAAUCUAGUCCUUUAUGCAGAAAUUCAUUGCUGGUGGCUCCAAGAUGCAAUAUAAUUACACCUCUCUUCCUGCCAGCUGUACCACAGCUAGUACUCUAGUGUAUGAAAUAAUCCCCCUGUCUUUUACCAGCACUGUGGCCAUCCAUCUGAGAGCCAUGACCCUGGCUGGGAGGGGAGGAGGACACCAGGGAAUGGAAAAUAAAAGGAAAAGUAGAGAAA